Brassica rapa (field mustard) is the source of this 6169-nucleotide messenger RNA. RefSeq names its product RING-H2 finger protein ATL17. The record is from RefSeq and is a predicted model, not a curated record. NCBI's taxonomy places the organism in Eukaryota, Viridiplantae, Streptophyta, Magnoliopsida, Brassicales, Brassicaceae. Gene Ontology annotation, biological process: protein ubiquitination. Gene Ontology annotation, molecular function: transferase activity.
AGAAAGAAAUAUCUUUUCUGUUUCAAAUAAAUGUAUUUACUACAAAAUUAGUUUGUAUACACAAAUAUAUUAUCUAAAACGAAUAAAUGUAAAAAAUAUUGCUAAAAGAAAAUCUAGUUUUGAAGGACGGUGGGUCAGAAUUUAGUAAUUAAACACAAAAUAAUAUUCAGAUAUGUUGUUUCAUGUAUAUAUUAUUUUUCAGUAACUAAAUAUAAAUAAAAUAAGAUAAAUAUAUAAUAAGAAGCGACAAAUGCAUUUGACGAUUUUAAACAAUUGAUUAAUUAUAACAUGUAAACUAUAAAAUUAUUGUAUUGAAAUAGUUAUAUAAAUAUUUAAAUAUAUGAUUUACGUUAAAAGAGUAUACCACCAAUGAUCUAAAAUAAAUAUACAUGUAUAUAAAUUGAAAAAAAAAUAUUCACACGGUGGUGCGGAUCAAGACCUAGUUCAAUAAUUAAUCUUCACUUUGAUCACAACGGAAUGUGAAUAUAAAUGAUCUACCAAGUACAAUCAUCUCCACCUAAAUUACAAACACAAUAUAUUAAAAAUAUAAGCAAAGUUCCAAAAAGAAAAUAUGCUAUACAUUACAUACUAACAACAUAUCAGUUUGUUUUAUGCCCUCAUCACUAUUUUUUUAAAGGGUUUAUGCCUUCAUUACUUAUCCAUUUAAAAUAUUAUGUAGCCAUUCAAAAUUAUGAGCCAAAGCCACCAUAUGAUCCCAAAAUUUUCAUAAGGCUCUGAAUCGAUCCAAAGGCCACCAUAGUUGCUCAGUUUAUCUAUUUCAUUUCUUAAUUGACUUAGUAUUUAACCUAUAAUGUCAUAGCUAAAACAGAGCAAUUUUCAUAAACAGUUAACUUAAGAAUGUCAUCAUCGAAGAAAACUAAACAUGCUCUAGCCUGAGAACAUAACUAACUUUCUAUGAAUCCUAGAUAUUCAUUUUCAAACACUAAAGAAUAUAAUUUUCAUAGACAUCAAAAGAGUUCACCAAAAAAACAUCAAAAAAAAAAGAAAUUAUGCUAAAAGACAUCGAAAUAAAAAGAAGAAUAUAAUAAAUAAUUCAGAAACUUCACAUUAUCAUGAGUCGCAUCCUCAUUUAAGUUGAUUUGGAAUAUUGACGACUUUGAACUUUCUAGUAUUUCUGCAAAGAUUCCGACUUUUCUCUUCGCUCAAUCUCCAUGUUCUGACCUCUUUGACUACUAACUCAUAUUUCUCUAUAAUUUAUCUCUAAAAAUCUAUUUUGAGUUAAGGGAAGUGAUAGUUUAAUAUCUCUUUUGUUGAAAUUUAUGGACUGGCUCACCAAAUUGAUCACUUAUGUUGUUGUCUUAUUUGGCUUUAUCAUCUCACCCAUUAAUUAAGUCAUGAGUCAUAUAGUAACUUACAAGAUAUUUCACAUUUGAUUCCCGCGUACUUGAGUGCUCUUUCUAACGUUUUCCCACUCCAUGGUCAAAGUCGUGUUGAAGGGAUCCGAAUUUUUUCCGUUUUCCUAUAUUUCAUGCAUUUGGACUCUUUUCAGAGUUUUUACAGGUUCAAGUACUCAUUCGAGGAAAAUGAUAUUUUAGAGUAUUUGAAACUAUUUUUGAAAACUAUGCUGAAAUCACUAAGGCGGAUCGAUAAUUGAAGAUAAAAAUCAACUGACAUAUCACUUCCGCAAUCGAUCGACAUAUCACUUCCACAAUCGAUGGACAUAGCAUUAUUGAGUCAUCCGCGAUAAUCAGCAUUAAAGGAAAUCUUACCUAAAACUCCAAGUUAUUACACCAUAAGUCCAUGCAAGCCUAUUUAUUAGGGUUUUGUAUCAUUUUAGAGGCAUACAGUUUUUAGACUUCUUCCACCAUUGUCACACACUUGAAGAGGAGGCAUAUUUGAUAGCUUGGGGAGCUUAGGAUAGGAGAGAGAGAUUUGAACUUCAUAACAGAGAAGAUCUUGAGCUCCCUUGUUUCUUUACUCUGUCUUGUUUACAUUUUAUACUUAUUUCAUUUAAAUAUUAUUCAGACCAUCAUGACCAUGUUUCUUAUGAAUAUGUCUGCGUAAUCUUAUUGUUAGAUUACGGUUCUACAAAGGGUGAUCUUUGUAUUGCUAAUAUGAAAUGUUGUUAGGAUGUUUUAAAUUGUUCUUCAUCUAGUGCUCUUAAUGCUAAGUCUAGGAUUGAUCACCCUAUGUUUUAAAUAGUUCUUCAUCUAGUGCUCUUAAUGCUAAGUCUAGGAUUGAUCACCUUAAAUUUUGAUCUUGGGUUUAAUUAGCGCAAGCGGAAGCUUGGUUGAUUGCGUGAAACUAAUUAGUAUGAUCUAAUUGACUGGAUACACACAUAAGUUGCUCCAGAAGAUUAGAGAACCUAUUCAAACUUGUUCGCAAAGUGUACUAGAAGGAACGUCGAUCGACAACUCCAUAGUUGUAUCGAUCGACGGACUGAAAGGUGUAUCGAUCGACAUUCAUAUAGAAUUGUCGAUUGACACUUUCUCAAGAUCAACAAGCGACAACUGAGAUCUUAGAUCUAGAAAUUAGAUAUUCUAAACAAACGAAAGUUGCUAGAUUAUAUUUAAGUUUGUGUUUGAGAUCAUAUCAUUUAUAAUUCCUAAUAAUUUAAUUAAGUUUGCAUACUUGUCACACCUGAAAAUUAUCCUGAAUCUAGCUCUUUCCCAAAUAGUUUACAACCUAAAACCAUUCAAUCAAACAACGAAUUUGUUCAACUGAUUUACUACUUUAAUCAUAAUCAUCUAGCUUUAUUUCGAAAACUACAAAUCUAUUAUGUAAUCUUAGAGUCUAUGUGGAUUUGAUCCCUAAGUAUUACAAAUGAACAUCUUAUUUGAGAGAGUACAAAUCAUUCCUUAGGAUAAUUUGAGUGAUAUCAAAUUUGGCGCCGUUUCCGGGGACUCUUUCUUAUUACCGUUAGAUUAAGUUUAGAAUAUAGUCUAGAUUUUGUUACUUUGUUUACUUAAUGUUUUUCUUCUUUUCUUGCUGACACAUGUAUGUACCUUAGGAAAAGCAUGGAUUUCGGACAGACAUCGAUCGACGACACGACGGACACGUCGAGCGACGAGUCGAUAGAAGAAACGAUGAACACCUCGCUACUGGAAUCGAUCGACACCAUUGAGCCGGAAGUAGGUAAGUGUUUACUUACCAAUCUGUGUGAUAAGGAAGUAGUCUUAGGAGAACCGGGAGAUCAACCAUGCAACACAAUUAACCAAAACAUUUAUGAGUAGGGGGCUGCAAUCCCUGAUAAAAUUAAUUUAAAAAUAAUUAAUGAAAAUGAAGAAAAAAUAUCUUUGCAAGACUACCAAAAUCCUGGAAGGACCUAUUCCAAUAGGUCCGCUAUCCGACUACCAGAAAACAAUUUAGGAGGGUUUAAGUUCAAUCUUGACUUCUUAAUUCUGGUACGUCAAAACCCUUUUCGUGGAUCUCUUUCAGAACAUCCAUUUGAUCACAUCGAAAAGUUAGAAGAUCUAAUGGAAGGCACUUACAAUUAUUGCAAAUUAUUCUCAUUCUCACUAGCGGGAGACGCCAGGAGAUCUCUAGACCAGCUACCAGCAUGAUCCUUAACCUGCUGGAAGGAGAUUAGAAGCGUCUUCAUUAAUCAUUUUUUCGAUGAAGCACGUUACUGGAACGUGAGAAGAAAAAUUUACACAUUUCGCCAAGGCUAAAAAGAGCUUUUUAGAGAUGAAUGGGUGAGAUUUAAAGCCUUACAACCCGAAUGCCCAUAUCACGAUUACUCAGAACUGCAUCUGAUCAAAUUUUUCUAUGGAGGUGUUAACCUUCGCUACCAGACUACGCUUGAUACAUCCAGCGAGAUAAUCCUGAAGACGCAAUUAGGCUGAUAGAAAACGUAGUUACCGUUAUGUCGAACUUAAUGACGAGCUAACUGAAAUCAAGGAAACCUUAGAAUCGUUUCAUUCCCUUUUAACUGGUCAAAACCGAUCCACAUUAUUCAAAAUAGAAGAUGAUGACCCGUCGAAGUUGAAGGGAUUCGAAUUUUUUCCGUUUUCCUAUAAUUCACUAAUGAAUUUUUUGUUAAGUCCUUUUCAAAUUCAAUAGGUCACAUAAUUUAUGUCAUAAAAUGAAUUCAAAUACUGUUAGAGAGUUUGAAUACUUAAUAAAAUAUAAUUUAUUUAUUAAUAAUAACUCAAUGAUUAUAAAUUUUCUUAAACAUUUUUUAAAAUUGACCAUUCUUAUAUAAAACCAUUCAUGAAUCUCGUUCAAGAUAAAAUUAUUUCAGUUUUAGAUAGCUACAGAUUUUCUCUCAUUUGUUUGAUAUUUUUUUUUCAAAAUGAAAAAAAUAGGGAAGAUGCUUUGAACAUAGACCUAAACUUAAAAGAAAACUAAUUUUGACAACCUUUAUGAUUGAAUUUUUUUCAACUUUUUGUUAAAUGAUGGUAUCUUUGUUACUACUUUGGUCAGGAGGAAAAGAUAAUGAUAUUCGAAUGCGUAGUAGUUAAGCUGAACUCAGCUCUCUCUUUUUGUCAAUCAGUAUGUUAUGGUUUUGCAUAAAUAUUCUAUAUUUUGAUUUUUAAAAAAUAAAAUUAAUUGAAAUAUAGCUGGAGAUUUAUAAUCCAAAAUGACAUUAAAAUGGAGUAUUCAAAGCGGCGAGGACUACAUUACAUAUACUUAUGACCAGAAAUUAAACUAUCAACAAUAUUAAUCAGUUUCUAAUUUCUUUUAAUAAGGGUGUGCCGCAUAUUGUAUCGACCAUGUAAACAAAGUUACACACUCAUGUUUGUCUUGUGUCGUUGAAGUGUUAGAAGAAUAGUUUAUGCACAUAUAUGAUCAUUUUAAUAUUUUAAACACUUCAAAAAAAAAAAUUGAAAGCCUACUUACUUCUCAACAACUGAAAACAAAGAAAUGUAUCAAUCAAACACGAAAGAGUAAAAGCGUCAAUUAAGUAAAUGGUCAACAUUGGCGUCUUCAAAUUCCGAUGUCCCGAGAGACCAUCUCUCUUUCUGUUCUCUAAAACACUCGCCACCAUUACUAAUACUAUAACCACAAAAUCUUCUUUUUUUCUUUCACCCAACUCUCUCUCUCUCAGUUCCCACUCGUGAUCCGAAAGCAUGAGUCUUAGAGACCCGAAUCCAGUAACUAACACACCCGGAUCCUUUUCGGAUCCAGGCGGGUUCGCUAUAAACAGCAGAAUCAUGUUCACCGCCAUAAUCAUAAUCAUAUUCUUCGUCAUUCUCAUGGUCUCUCUUCACCUCUACUCUCGUUGCUACCUCCACCGCUCUCGCCGUUUCCACAUCCGCCGCUUAAACCGUAGUAGACGCGCCGCCGCCGCUAUGACCUUCUUCGCCGAUCCUUCCUCCUCCACCUCCGAGGUCACCACUCGCGGUCUCGACCCCUCCGUCGUCAAAUCUCUUCCCACUUUCACGUUCUCCGCCGCAGCCGCCCCGGACGCGAUCGAGUGUGCGGUUUGCCUCUCGGAGUUUGAGGAGAGCGAACCGGGUCGGGUUUUGCCCAAUUGCAAGCACGCGUUUCAUGUUGAGUGCAUUGAUAUGUGGUUUCUUUCUCAUUCCUCUUGUCCUCUGUGCCGAUCGCUCGUCGAACCUAUCGCCGGAGUUGUAAAAACUGCGGCGGAGGAAGUCGCGAUUUCGAUUUCUGACCCGGUUUCAGGCGACACAAACGACGUUAUAGGAGCUGGGACUUCCGAUCAUGAAGAUUCCAGGGGGAAACCGGCGGCGAUUGAAGUCUCAACGAGGAAUCUCGGAGAAUCGGAGAACGAGUUGAGUCGGAGUAACUCGUUUAGGUCACGGGUGAUAUCUUCCACGCGGAUUUUCAGCAAAGAACGGAGAAGCGCUUCGUCGUCUUCUUCUAUCGGGUUCCCUCCGCCUCCGGUCUCUAGCAUGCCGAUGACGGAGUUAGAUAUCGAGUCUGGAGGAGAAGAGCCUCGUUGACUUUAAGACGCUAAAUUUUUACUGCUACGUGGACGUGUAUGAUUUGUUAUAAAUGUUUCCUUGUUUAGAGCUAAGAUGCGGAGAUGAAAUAAUUCUUUGUUACUUUUCGGUUCAGGCGUUUCCAAAAAGGGUUAAUGUUGAUUUCAUUGUUUAAUGAGUUUGCACACGUGACUUAAUAAUCUCAACUGUCGUUUUUCUUUGGGACAUGGAAAAUGUAUUCGACGCAGAGUUUUUAAGUGAUUUGCAACAAAAAUGACAAAUUUAUUGUUAUUCAAACAUAAAUUAAAUUUCAUUUAAAA